Messenger RNA from Penicillium chermesinum, 1779 nucleotides. Its product is annotated as fungal specific transcription factor domain-containing protein. Gene Ontology annotation, molecular function: transcription cis-regulatory region binding; DNA-binding transcription factor activity, RNA polymerase II-specific; zinc ion binding. Gene Ontology annotation, biological process: regulation of DNA-templated transcription; DNA-templated transcription. Bases 1 to 1779 code for a protein of 592 amino acids. Gene Ontology annotation, cellular component: nucleus. The record is from RefSeq and is a predicted model, not a curated record. Lineage: Eukaryota; Fungi; Ascomycota; Eurotiomycetes; Eurotiales; Aspergillaceae. The transcript has 4 exons.
AUGGAAAAGGAGAUCGCAGAUCUUCGUAAACGUCUUUCCACAAAUGCAGAAGAAACCAAAUAUGAUUCGAAUAUCGCGGAUCAUCAGUCCCCAUGCUCCGAGGAUGUAUUUCCCCGUCGAGAAUCAUCUGCGGUUGCAACCUCACGGCCUGUGUCCGUGGCCGCGGAGCCGCAUCCUUCCAUAGGAACACCCUUGGCGAUGAAGAGGUCUGGGUCAAUCAUCUCACAAGACGAGAAUACCCCUUGGCGCCUCGAAGAUGUUGUUCUUUCAAGGGCACGAGUUGCCCGGCUUUAUGACCAUUACUACAAUUAUUACCAUCCAUUCCUUCCUCUACUUAACCUCCCAAAGCCCCCCGAAGUCUAUCUAGGCCGCUGUCCUCUAUUAGCAUGGACUGUUGUCUGUGUCGCCAGUCGGCGAUCUCCAUCCGAGCCGGGCUUGCUAAGUGCACUGUCCGGGCCGUUUAGUCGACUGCUCUGGCAGACAAUUACUGGUGUUCCUCAAGACUAUCGAGUCGUCAAGGCACUAUGUAUACUAUGCACUUGGCCCUUGCCGACGACCAGCCAACGGACUGACGCGACAUUCAUGCUCAGCGGACUGAUGAUGCAGAUUGCAAUGCAGCUAGGCUUACAUCGCCCGGUCCAGUCCGAAGAGUUCACAACCUUCCGGAUGGAAGUUCAAGGGGAAGCACUGAAGGAUCGUUUGCAUACCUGGGUUAUCUGCAACAUCGUUGCCCAGAAUGUUGCCACUGGGUAUGGUCAACCGCCAAGUACAAUGUACGACUGGGCCCUCGAACCAGCGUCUCUCAAGGAUGCCGAUUAUCGUUUGCCGGAUGAGCUCGCCGUUCGAUUGCGCAUUGAGAAGUUCUGCGAUCGUGUAACCAAGGCUUUGUAUAGCAGCAAGCCUGAGCCGGUCGAAUUCAUUAGCCCGGAGAAGCUCAUUAUCAUUCAAAUUCUAGAAAAUGAGCUACGGGAUAUGGAAGUUGAGUUUCGCGAAACGAUUUCAGCCAUUAAUAUGAUUCAUUUGCGGGCCGCAGAGCUUCACUUCCGGUAUUUCGUAUUUUUAGGGUCAAAUGCACGAAGCGAUGAUCUAAGCAAACUGUUCAUUGCCACUACCUCAUUUCUGGGUCGUGUCCUCGACCUUGAGACAUCGCCGGGCGAGUUGAUCGGACACGCCACUAAUUACAUUCUUCAAAUGAUUGUGUCGGCUGCGUUUGCCCUCAUGAAGCUUCUGAGGAGCAGUUUCAACAGAAACAUUGAUUUCAACCACGGAAAGCUCUUAUUCAAUGGGGCGAUAUCUGCGAUUCGGAGAAUUAGUGUCAUGGAUCACGAUCGGCCCAUCCGGUUGGCUGAUAUCCUUGCACAAAUGUGGAAUGCAACCAGUCCCGAGCCGGCUGAAGAGGAUAAUCUUCAGCUCAAGAUCCGCUGUCGAAUGAGCAUGAGCCAUGUUUAUGAUACAGUGUGGCGCUGGCGACAACGCUUCCGGCCUCUCAAAAGCAUCGAGGAAAUGCAAGGUAAGUCCAGUAUGUUCACAGGGGCAGAAGCCUUUGCUUACUCUCUUGCAGCGGCGGCCGCAGUGGCCAACCAGGAUAUUACCUCCACUAUGGGACCCUUGACACAACAACAGGAUAACGCACUUGCGGACCAGUCUAUGAUGUUGCCACCGCAGUUUGAUGAAGGCGGCGCCUUCUUCACAGAGACUGGCUUUUCGGAAGUUUUUGAUUCUCUCAACUGGGUUUUCGAGGGCAUCCCCGAUUCUUUCGUUGCGCCACCUGUUUUAUAA